CUUUUUGAAUAGUAGAAUUGGGGGGGUAAAAAGGAAGAGGGGAAUAGUGGAGAUGAGUAACAGUUCGCUGUCGUCAUCGCCGGCAAGGUCAUCGAUAUCUACGACGGCGGUGGCUGGGAGUGCAAAUGCGGUGGUCGGAGGGUCAUCUCUAUCCGUCGAGGACUACCACUUUCCGGCGGAUCUCAUUUCAAUUCAGGACCGCAAAGACGAGGCGCUUCUUGUUCUGAAAGCUGACCUGAUGGCUGCUUUGAACAAAGAAGUUAAAUCCCUUGAUGAGGAUAGCUGGAUGUUUGAGGGACCCCGAUCUCGUAUUAAUCUUAUUUCAAGACCAGUUGAUGCAGCAUAUAGGGAAAGGGAAGGUACUCUACAUCUGAUGCGCGACAAUUCAAUUUUGUCUCUGUUAUCAACGCAUUUUUAGAUGACAAUGUCAACACAAAUCUGUAACUCAGUUCAAAAGCAUCAAGCUAAUCCACAUGGGAAGGGUUUAGUAUUAUUUGAGCUCAUGGCAACUUUAAAUGAAAAGGCUAGUCAUUUGAACUUUAUUACUCUUUGUUUUGUGGUUUAUGUUUAGAACACCUUAGGCAUUCUUUGAACUAGAGGUCUUCAUAUAUGCUAUUCGUGGAAAUUGUAGAGAAUAAAUUAUUAAUUUGCAGAGUGUCAAAUGCGCAUUUCUGGGAGAUCUUAUCAAAUAUAAAGCACACUGGUUUUGUUUGUAGGACUUCUCAGUUAGUUGCUGUUCUUAUUUUUCAACUUUUUUAACGUAUAAAGGAGUAUAAUUUAUUGAUGGAGUAAAUGGCAUGGUAAAACAUACCAAGUUAUCCAAUUCCUGAGAUUGUUGACUAAUGCAUACUUUUCAUGCAUAUUUGAUAGUUUAACAAUAACUGCCAAGUCAGAGGAAGAAUAACAUGGUGUGCACUUAGCCUAUUUUUCUUCCAUUUCUUCCAUUUCCAUUUAUGUGUCUUUAGUAAAAGCUUGAGGUCCAAAGUGAGAAUUGGUGAAGACAUUGAACGUUAUAUAGUGGAAUUAGUCUUUUAUUAUAUCUUAAGCAUCUGGAAUGCAAAAUGGGAGUAGUGUCCAAAACCAGAAAGGUCAUUUGGACUUAAUUCUUCAUUUCGUUUUAGAUAGCAACUUUUUCUCGUCUGGUUUGCACGUGCAUUUGGAGUUGGGUUUGCAGGUAGUGGAGGUGGUGUAGGCUUGUGGCUUCUCAGAUUGUAUCCUGCUUUUGUAACACCAAGCAUUUCCUGGGCGUUAUAGGCUUGUAGCUUCUCAAACUGUAUCCUGCUAUUUGUAACACCAACUAGUCUUCUUCCAACUUGCAUGAAAUUUCCCUCUUGGCCAUGUUAACUCUCGUGUUU
Messenger RNA from Coffea eugenioides, 1355 nucleotides. Its product is annotated as protein SAMBA. The transcript is spliced from 3 exons. NCBI's taxonomy places the organism in Eukaryota, Viridiplantae, Streptophyta, Magnoliopsida, Gentianales, Rubiaceae. The coding region runs from base 53 to 418 and encodes 121 amino acids. Gene Ontology annotation, biological process: negative regulation of organ growth. Gene Ontology annotation, molecular function: anaphase-promoting complex binding. The record is from RefSeq and is a predicted model, not a curated record.